GUCACGUGCGGCGGCAUCCGCUGGGGUGAGGCUGCCGUCGCUGCACUGGCUGAUUGGGACUGUGUCUGUGGGAGGCGCCGGGGUGAUGGCGGUGGAGACUCUGUCCCCCGACUGGGAGUUUGACCGCGUUGACGACGGCUCGCAGAAAAUUCAUGCUGAAGUUCAACUUAAGAAUUAUGGGAGAUUUCUUGAGGAGUAUACGUCUCAGUUGAGAAGAAUUGAGGACGCACUGGAUGACUCAAUUGGAGAUGUUUGGGAUUUCAAUCUUGAUCCUAUAGCAUUAAAGCUUUUGCCUUACGAACAGUCUUCCCUUUUGGAACUCAUAAAGACUGAAAACAAGGUCUUAAACAAAGUCAUCACUGUUUAUGCUGCACUUUGUUGUGAAAUCAAGAAAUUAAAAUACGAGGCUGAAACCAAAUUUUACAAUGGUCUCUUGUUUUAUGGAGAAGGAGCUACAGAUUCCAGCAUGGUGGAAGGCGAAUGCCAAAUUCAAAUGGGGAGAUUUAUUUCAUUUUUACAGGAACUAUCUUGUUUUGUUACGAGGUGCUAUGAAGUGGUGAUGAAUGUAGUCCAUCAAUUGGCUGCCCUGUAUAUCAGUAACAAGUAAUGGAUUUAGAAAUAUUUUUGCUUUUCUAAUGGAGUUGCAGGAAAUGUUUUUCUAAAAUUAAUUACAUGAAAUAGCUUUUUGUUCACUGAUUCAUUCAGCAUUCUUUGAGCAGUCAUAAUGUUUCAAAUACUACCUGAUGUAUGUACUACAUAAGUUAAUAACUUACAAUAUCUGCCAUGGUGAAUGAACUAAUUAUCUGUCUGAAGGAGAAUAUUGACAGAAAAAUCUUAAAGAAGUUUGACCAUAUAGAAAAAAAGGCUAAUAUGAAAUUUGUAUACAUACCAUGUUCUCUCUCAUCCCUUUUCUUUUCUAAUGGUUCUCUGACUCAUCACAUGGGACUUUUCUUAAAAUACAAAAUCUUGACCGAUGGAGCUAGGGAAUCUACAUUGAAAAAAUUUUGUGAUUCUAAUGACCCUAAAUACACAAUAAAAUAUAUUUUAAAAAAGAGGAGAUUUAAUAUAGAGAAUUGGUUAUAUAGGAGCUGGAUGGUUGAAAGGACAAAGAAAACGGUGACUUAGUCCAGAGGAAACAGGCACCACCUCUACAUUGAAAGAACAAAAGGGAAAAGAUUGCAAGUUGCCAGAAACUGGGAGGUUGGAAAGGGAGCCCCAUGGAAUUGGUGCUUAUACUUUUGAGGAGGUGGUACUGUCUGGCUGUUGUUGGACCACUACCCUGAAACAGUAAAAUUGGUUAACUUUUCAUAGAGCCCUUGCUAUUCUUACCACAAUGUCUCACGUCUGAUUCUUUAUACUUAAAAUUUUUUGGCCGGGCGCUGUGGCUCACACCUGUAAUCCUAGCU
Messenger RNA from Microcebus murinus (gray mouse lemur), 1406 nucleotides. Lineage: Eukaryota; Metazoa; Chordata; Mammalia; Primates; Cheirogaleidae. The record is from RefSeq and is a predicted model, not a curated record.